Messenger RNA from Paramecium octaurelia, 317 nucleotides. The record is from the annotation of a GenBank genome assembly. NCBI's taxonomy places the organism in Eukaryota, Ciliophora, Oligohymenophorea, Peniculida, Parameciidae.
AGAUGCCUUUGCUAUCAGAUCAUUUCUCUUCCCCUCUUUUUACUUAUUUAUUGACAAUAAAAAUGAAUUAAAUCAAUUUCAUGAUUACGAUGUCAGAUUUCAUCCUAUAAAAGAACUCAGAAAUAUCUGGUUAAUUGAAUAAACAGAAUCCAAUUUUUGGAUCAUUCGAUCAUUAACUAACCCUAAUCAAUAUCUAUUCGCAGUCUAAGAUGAACCUCAAAAUAACUAAAGCUUUCCAAUUAGAACUCACCCAUUCCUAGAAGAUAGAAAUAAGAGGGUAAUUGAUGGAUUAUUAUAACAAUGAAUACUUGUAAUGA